AUGACAAGGACGACUGCUUCGAACACCGACUACUAUGAAAUCCUCAGCCUCCCCUUCACCGGCUCCACAGCCACAGUCCUCUCCAAGCAGCAAAUCAAACUCGCCUACCACAAAGCGCUCCUAAAACACCACCCAGACAAGGCGGGUGCUGUCGCACAAGAUGCAGGACUGAAAGGCGUCCCAGCUGCCAAUGGCAUCUUCUCCCGAUCCGACGAUGAUACUGCGCGCCGGCGCUCGUACACCAUCGACGAGAUCACCACUGCCUACAAGACGCUGUCGGAUCCUCUCCUCCGGGCCGAAUACGAUCGCUCGCUGCGUUUGGACCGGAGCAAGGCUGCAGAGCGCGAGAAGGCCGGCGAUGUCUUUCAUACCGGGCUGGAGAUUGUCGACCUGGAGGAUCUGGCCUGCGACGAGGACGGUGGUGCCGGGGAUGAACAUGGCGGAGCUUGCUGGUAUCGCGGGUGUCGGUGUGGUGAUGAGAGGGGGUUUUUGGUUACGGAGGGUGAUCUUGAAAGGGAAGCAGAGCACGGCGAGAUUGUUAUCGGGUGUCGUGGGUGCAGUCUGUGGCUGAAGAUCCUGUUCGCGGUGGAUGUGGAGGGCGAUGGGUGA
Messenger RNA from Penicillium alfredii, 609 nucleotides. Its product is annotated as diphthamide biosynthesis protein 4. The record is from RefSeq and is a predicted model, not a curated record. Bases 1 to 609 code for a protein of 202 amino acids. Gene Ontology annotation, molecular function: metal ion binding. Lineage: Eukaryota; Fungi; Ascomycota; Eurotiomycetes; Eurotiales; Aspergillaceae. The transcript has a single exon. Gene Ontology annotation, biological process: protein histidyl modification to diphthamide.